CAAUAGCAUUUAUACAAUUGUUAAUGACAAACCUAUUUCAAACUUAAUCGUCUGAUAACAGGUAGUUUAACUAACGCUGAUUAGUACCACUCUUUAAGUGUAAAUUGUGAAGUUUUAAACUUUUUUAGUAUAUAUAAAAAUAAAUAAAUAAAUUUAAAAUAAGAAGAUGACAAAAUAUACUGCCCUGGAGUCAAUAAAUAAGUCUAAUUUUUCAAGAUUAUUAUUAGCAUCGUGUGUAGUAUUUAUAAUGAUUUUUUUAUUUGCAUCACUUUCUGAUUUGAAUGAAAAAAGCGAGAGAGAAACUGAUGUACUGUCUUCAACAAUCAAAACUCCACAAAAAACUUAUAUGUGGAAAAAAUGGCUGGAAGAGAACAAUAUUGAAUGGGUUUUACCGAUAUAUCAACAAGUUUCAUCUGAAAUAUGGGUUUACCGGUGUUUGGGCAUAUUGAUUCAUCCAAACGCACUUGUCACCGCUGAACAAUGUUCUCAACCUUACGAAUCCUACGCAACUGGAGUUUUCAGCUGGAAGAGCGAUUUCACUGUUGCAUUUUUAAAUAAAAAUGAGUUGUAUAAAAUAACGUCAAUUGAAAGCCAUCUUUCGCAUAGAUUGACAAAAUUUGGAUAUAGUAAUGAACAGAACAUAAAGUGGAUCGGUAAAGAUACUGUUCCAGGCAUUGUCAUAAUGUCUUUUGAACAUCCAAUAGAUUCUGUGAGGCCAAUGGAUAUUUCGCAAUCACUGUCAUUGAAUGAUAUUUAUGAUGCAAACGUUGAACAAGAAUGUGUGCAUCUAAUAUUUAUGGAAGAUGACGAAACCAGUAGUUAUACACCCAAAAAAAUUCAGGAAAUAAUCAUGACUCGUUCUGAGCUGUUUGGUAGAUACAAUAAGACAUACGAUUACUUGUAUCAUUCAAACAAAAAUGUAUUCGUUGAAUUUAAUGCCAAUGCAAAUUUCUUCGGUACUCUUGACAAAUUGAAUCUCAAAUCAUAUGAUACACAACGAGGUUUAUUGGGCAGUCCUAUAUUAUGCCGACGAAAUGAUAGUUACUUCUCACAUUACUCGCUAGCUGGAUUAUUGACAAGUCAAUUGCAUAAUGGUUGGUAUGAAUAUUCAGGGAUAAAGCAAGAAGAAAAGUGGAUAAAAGAGAAAUUGUCUUAUUUAAAAUAAUUUUCAAAUAAGUUAUUGUGAUUAAUAGCGAUAAGAAAUAUUAUAAUUCUGAAAUAAAUCAUAUAGAUUAUAUACUCAAAGUACAUUGUUGAAUAAUAAUAUGUAUAUUAUAUACUAUCCA
This is a messenger RNA of Microplitis demolitor, 1286 nucleotides long. RefSeq lists its product as uncharacterized. The transcript is spliced from 5 exons. NCBI's taxonomy places the organism in Eukaryota, Metazoa, Arthropoda, Insecta, Hymenoptera, Braconidae. The coding region runs from base 167 to 1165 and encodes 332 amino acids. The record is from RefSeq and is a predicted model, not a curated record.